AUGCCCAUCACCGUCUUCAGCCGCAAACCCAAGGUACCAGGCACCACCAGCUACCACCUCAUUUUCCGCAAAUGGCCUCGCAUCCCCCGGAGAGGCACCUGGUGGCUCAUGCCGUUCGAGCUCGCCGGCACCGUCACCGCCCUCGUCAUCUUCGGCCUCUCCCAGCCUAACCUCUACCGCACUGAUAUGUGGCAGAUUGGCUGGGAUCACAGACUCAACUCCAACCCGGCUAUCAAGCUCUUCGCCUACGCCAACCACACCCCUCAGCCGCAUAUCGCUUUUGUGUGGACAAGGACUCUCACCGAUUUCAAUGUCGCCAUCUCAGUCCUCUCCCUCUUUAUGCUGCUCAGCAAGCUCACGGCCAACAUCAUGAGAGUGUGGUUCCCCGUUCUCGCCACCUUUAUCAACGUCGGCAUGGUCGCUCUCUAUGCUGUGAGCACCUACGGCAAUAUCGGCCCUGAUUACAUCGAUUCUCGAUAUCCCGCUCCCUCCGCCUGGUACUUACGCAAGGGCUGUGACCUGGCCAAGCCCUACGGUCACUACAAGGCUUGCAGAAUAGCACAGGCAGCCGUGGUUCCGUCCGUAUAUCUGCUCACCGUUUACGUUCUCAACCUUGCCUUUGCCAUCUGGGCCAUGUGGCCCAACAAGGAAAACGACGUGGUCGACGAAGAUGACGAGUACUCCACGACAUCCGAGCCCAAAGAGAGCCGCAACUGGGAGAUGCAAAGCAUGAAGUCCCCCAUCAGCUACAACCAAGCGCCCUUUACACCCCGCACGCAGGCCUUCCACACUCUGGACCGCCAGCUGCCGCUGCGGUAUCAGCAGACCCGAUGA
Molecule: messenger RNA, 834 nt
Organism: Ilyonectria robusta
Lineage: Eukaryota; Fungi; Ascomycota; Sordariomycetes; Hypocreales; Nectriaceae
Exons: 3
Coding region: 1-834 (277 amino acids)
Source: RefSeq, a predicted model, not a curated record